ACUUGAGCGACAGGAAGGAAACGGGGUGGUUUAUUUCGGUCUCGAGAUUGCUCGUCGGGGCAAGACUUGCUUCUUCCGCGCACCGAGAGCAGCCCCUCCGUGAACAAUGGGGUCGCGGGGCCCUUCCCGGCAGGAAAACGGCUGGGUUCCAGUGAAAUCCGCCUCUCGGUGCUGAGUCAGCAGGUCCCGGUAGGCCAGAGCACGGUGCGGAGGGUGCUGGGGUAACCGGUGCCGAGCGGGAGCCACCGGUGCCGGGAGGAGAGAUGGACACCUUCAGCACCAAGAACCUGGCCCUGCAGGCCCAGAAGAAGCUCUUGAGCAAGAUGGCUACCAAAACCAUAGCCAACGUCUUCAUUGAUGACACCAGCAGCGAGAUCUUGGAUGAGCUCUACCGGGCCACCAAGGAGUACACCCACAACCGCAAAGAGGCCCAGAAGAUCAUCAAAAACCUCAUCAAGAUUGUCAUGAAGUUGGGCGUGCUCUACCGCAACGGGCAGUUCAGCCCUGAGGAGCUGCUGGUGAUGGAGCGGUUCCGCAAGAAGGUGCAUACCUUGGCCAUGACGGCCGUCAGCUUCCACCAGAUAGACUUCACCUUCGACCGCAGGGUUAUGUCGGGCGUGCUGACAGAGUGCCGGGACCUGCUGCACCAGGCUGUCAACGGCCACCUGACGGCCAAAUCCCACUCCCGCAUCAACCACGUCUUCAACCACUUUGCGGACUAUGAGUUCCUCUCGGCUCUCUACGGGCCAUCCGAGCCCUACCGCACCCACCUGAAGAGGAUCUGUGAGGGGGUUAACAAGAUGCUGGAGGAGGACAACAUCUGAAGUUGGCCAAGGUGGGCCAUUGGCAGCAACUGCCGGACUCUGCCUCCUGUGAGACCGAAGACAGCACAUACGCCUGUUUGGACCAUCACCAGGCUCGAUGUCCUCUUCUCUGUAAUGCUAACUCACUUUCUCCUCAUUUCUACAAAAGACUGAACCUUUUGACUUUGUCUAAGCCUUGCCCAGGGUCUGCAAACCCCUCCCUGUGCUGGGCCGAGUCCUUUCCAGGUGAUCCUGGUCUUCUGGGCUCCUGCUGUACAGUUUGAUUUUCUUUUGCCCACCAAGUGUCCUUAGCUCAGAGUCCAAGGGACUGGACUCCUCACCUUGGACUCUGUCAUCACCCUCCUGGGGGAAAACCAAACCAAAGACUCGCGGUGUCUAACACCUCUAAGGUGUUUAUGAGUGGGUGGGCAGUUGCUUGGAUGAGCGGUUGUGAGACCCUGUUACUGGAGGGUUGUGGGGCUUCGUGGUUGUCUUUCAGUAGCUCCAUGACAUGGUGGGAACAAAUCAUGGUCCAGGCUUGUGCUGCCCGGGGUAGGAAGGUGCUUCUCCACCUUGCAGGCUAGAACGGGCUUUGGCCUCCAAAAAGACAAGUCCUUGACACCAGAAGGAUCCCACCUUGCCUGGGCGAGGGGCUGUCCCUUGGAGCAGGGAGGGAGCUGGAGGGACACCCGUUCAUCCAAGACCCAACUCUUCCCCACCAGCCUCCCGCAAUGGUCCCACUGCGAUGGCUGCGACCCCUUCCUGGGUGGUCGUCCCAAGCUCUCCCUGGGAUUCCAUGUGUUUGAUGUGUCCUUGACUGAGUUGUGGUUGUCAUUUUUUAAGCAAACUCUGUAGCCCUGAUGAGUUAUUUAAAUAAACUCACCUGUUUGGCCCGGUUUGUUACAAAAGUGGGUGACAGCGAUAAAA
Messenger RNA from Calidris pugnax (ruff), 1730 nucleotides. RefSeq names its product TNF alpha induced protein 8 like 1 (gene TNFAIP8L1). Gene Ontology annotation, cellular component: cytoplasm. The transcript is spliced from 2 exons. NCBI's taxonomy places the organism in Eukaryota, Metazoa, Chordata, Aves, Charadriiformes, Scolopacidae. Bases 264 to 824 code for a protein of 186 amino acids. The record is from RefSeq and is a predicted model, not a curated record. Gene Ontology annotation, biological process: negative regulation of TOR signaling; regulation of apoptotic process.